This is a messenger RNA of Cannabis sativa, 4033 nucleotides long. RefSeq names its product RNA polymerase II C-terminal domain phosphatase-like 1. NCBI's taxonomy places the organism in Eukaryota, Viridiplantae, Streptophyta, Magnoliopsida, Rosales, Cannabaceae. The record is from RefSeq and is a predicted model, not a curated record. Bases 462 to 3332 code for a protein of 956 amino acids. The transcript is spliced from 17 exons. Gene Ontology annotation, molecular function: RNA polymerase II CTD heptapeptide repeat phosphatase activity.
AUUUAUUUAAUUAAAUUAAUUUCUUUAUAUUUUUGGGGCAGUGUUAUUUUUGACCUUUCGCUAUCUGGAUCUAGGGUUUCUCUUCUUUGACGAUUCGAUCAUCAUCAUCAUCAAAAUCAAACCCUAGUAGUAUCAAAAAUCACGUAAUAGAUACUAGGAACAGCAAAAUCCAAUACCCAAUUUGUUUAUUACGAGAGAUUUUGAUUUUGAUUUUUGAUUUUGAGAUUUCAAUCAUCAAUUUGGGAUCUAAAAGUUUGUAGCAGAAGAAGAAAAACCUAAACCUAAACCUAAAGCUUUUCUCUUUUUUCGUUUUUUUUUGUUGGGUUUUUGAUUGAUCAGUGAUUUAAAAGCACAAAAAAAGAAUUGGACGAAACUUUAUAAAGUUAUGAAAUUUUCCCCCUUUUUCCUUGAACUGAGUUGAACAACUUGAUGAGAUUUUUGAGAACUUGAAGAAGAAAAUAAUGUUUAAGUCUUUGGUGUAUAAAGGGAUUGAGUUAGUUGGUGAAGUUGAGAUAUACCCAGAUGAAGAGAAUUACAACAACAACGAGAAGAAGAAGAAGAUUAUCGAUGAAUUGAAGGAUAUCAGAAUAAACCAUUUUUCUCAACCGAGUGAGAGAUGUCCACCACUUGCAGUGCUUCAUACCAUUACUUCUUGUGGUGUUUGCUUCAAAAUGGAGUCAAAGACCUCGCAAUCACAGGAUUCGCCGCUCUUUCUUUUGCACUCUUCCUGUGUCAUGGAGAACAAGACUGCAGUGAUGCCCCUAGCAGGGGAGGAACUUCAUUUGGUAGCAAUGUAUUCCAGGAAAAAUGAUAAACAAUACCCGUGUUUUUGGGGUUUCAACGUUGCAUUAGGACUUUACAACUCUUGUCUUAACAUGCUGAACCUUAGAUGUCUUGGUAUUGUAUUUGAUCUCGAUGAAACUCUCAUAGUUGCAAACACAAUGCGCUCGUUUGAGGAUAGAAUUGAGUCUCUGCAACGAAAAAUAAGCAGUGAGUUAGACCCGCAACGCCUUUCUGGUAUGGUUGCAGAAGUCAGACGCUAUCAGGAUGACAAGGCUAUAUUGAAGCAAUAUGCUGAAAAUGAUCAGGUUGUUGACAAUGGAAGGGUUAUCAAAGUCCAAUCUGAGGUUGUUCCUCCUGUUUCUGGGAAUCAUCAAACUAUUGUCCGCCCGCUCAUUAGGUUAAAUGAGAAAAACAUCAUUCUGACACGCAUUAAUCCGCAGAUUCGUGAUACCAGUGUUCUUGUGAGGUUGAGACCUGCGUGGGAGGAUCUUAGAAAUUAUUUGACUGCAAGAGGGCGUAAGCGCUUUGAGGUCUAUGUUUGUACGAUGGCUGAAAGGGAUUAUGCUUUAGAAAUGUGGAGGCUUCUUGAUCCAGAGUCUAAUUUGAUAAACUCAAAAGAAUUACUGGAUCGUAUCGUGUGUGUUAAAUCUGGUUUGAGGAAAUCAUUAUUUAAUGUCUUUCAAAAUGGUCUCUGCCAUCCAAAAAUGUCAUUGGUGAUCGAUGAUCGGUUAAAAGUGUGGGAUGAGAAAGAUCAACCUAGGGUGCAUGUUGUGCCUGCUUUUGCUCCAUACUAUGCUCCUCAAGCUGAAGUGAACAAUACUGUUCCUGUCUUGUGUGUUGCUAGAAAUGUUGCUUGUAAUGUCAGAGGUGGUUUUUUCAAAGAAUUUGAUGACUGUCUUCUACAAAAGAUUGUUGAAGUUUCAUAUGAAGAUGAUAUUAAAGAUGUUCCCAGUCCUCCCGAUGUGAGCAGUUAUCUAGUUUCUGAGGAUGAUGGUUCUGCUUCUGGUUCGGCUGCUGCUGCUGCUGCAAAUGGAAAUAGGGAUCUACCUGUUUUUGAUGGCAUGGCAGAUGCUGAGGUUGAAAGGAGAUUGAAGGAAGCAUUAUCGGCUGUUUCGUCAGCCAUUAACCCUGAUUCUAGACUUGCUACUGCACUUCAAUAUACCUUACCAUCUACCGGAAGUGUUUCACUACCAACAUCUCAAGUUUCAAUGACACCUUUCCCCAGUGUACAGUAUCCCCAACCCCAGGUAGCCCCGAUAAUUAAAUCAUAUGCUGGCUCAUUGGAAUCAAGCUUACAAAGCUCUCCCGCAAGAGAAGAAGGUGAGGUACCAGAAUCAGAGUUGGAUCCCGAUACGAGGAGAAGGCUUCUCAUUCUGCAACACGGGCAAGAUAAUAGAGAGCAACCGCCACCUGAACCUCAGUUUCCUGUUAGACCUGCUAUGCAAGUCUCUGUUCCGAGGCCACCAUCUCGUGGAGGUUGGUUUCCGGUAGAGGAAGAGAUGAGCCCUCCACGACAGAUAAACCGGGUAACACCCAAAGAAUUUCCUUUAGAUGUAGAUCCAAUGCAUAUAGAGAAGCAGCAGCGGCCUCAUCAUGCAUCUUUUUUCCCCAAGGUUGAGAGUUCAAUGCCUUCUGAUAGGAUUCUUCACGAAAAUCAAAGAUUACCAAAAGAGACCUUACAUAGAGAGGAUCAGAUGAGAACAAACCAUUCCUUGCCUCCUUAUAAUGUUGUGCCUGGAGAGGAUAUUUCCUUGAGUCGAUCGUCUUCAAGCAUUAGAGAAGCUGACUUUGAUUCUGGGCCACCAGUCUCAAAUGCAGAUUCUCCAAUUAGUGUUCUACAAGAAAUUGGAAUGAAAUGUGGAGCCAAGGUGGAGUUUAGACCAUCUUUGGUUUCAUCCACGGAUUUGCAGUUUUCUAUCGAGGUUUGGUUUGCCGGAGAAAAAAUUGGUGGCGGAACUGGUAGAACAAGACGAGAAGCUCAGCUUUUUGCUGCCGAGUCUUCUCUUAAGAACUUGGCUGAUGUGUACAUGUCAAGAAUUAAGCCUGAUUCUCCGCUUCCUGAAACUAGUGAGAAUGGUUUCGUCAGUAAUGUGAAUUCAUCCGGGAGCUUUUCGUUGGCCAAAGACGAAUCUUUGUCAUUUUCAAAUGUAUCAGAACCACCUAGGUUUAUGGGCACUAAGAAAUCUACGAAUUCAGUAUCUGCACUUAAAGAAUAUUGUAUGAUGGAGGGUCUUAGUUUAUCUUUUCAUCCUCUGCCUUUACCUGCUAGUGGUUUGAUCCGAAAAGAUGAAGUCCAUGCACAGGUAGAAAUAGACGGCCAAGUUGCCGGGAAAGGAAUCGGGAUGACAUGGGAUGAUGCAAAGUUGCAGGCUGCUGAAAGAGCACUCGGAACUAUAAGAUCAAUGCACGGUGGCCCGAAACGCCAAGAUUCACCUAGGUUACUGCAAGGAUUCCCGAAUAAGCGUUUGAAGACGACACAAGAUUUCCCACGAGGCUUACAACGUGUACCCUCUGCUAGAUACCCGAAAAAUGCUCCCCCUGUUCCCUAAAAGCCCUUCAGAUUCCCUUUUUUUUCAUCUCAUAUUGUCCAAACAUAUGCACUGUACAUAGGGCAAUGGCUAUGUGGAGAUCCAAAACCGUCGAAAACAAGCAAAAGCUUCAGAUUUUUCUUCUUACAACAUUUUUUUUCCCGAUACCAACGAUCCCAUAUUCGAUUCACACUCAGCUUUCCAAGUAACUUCAGCCUUAAGGUACAUUCGAAUUGUUCGAGUAUGGUUUCCAAAACUGUUGUAGAAGCUUGUUUAGCCGGGGGGGUUUCGGUUUUUCAUUUCGUGUAAUGAUUCAUACAUACCAUCAUCGAAAAAGAGCGUGUUUCGGUUCGGGUAACUAAAUGUAAUGAUAAUGGAGUUUGGGAAGGCAGCAGCUAUAAUACCAACUAACCAUAAAAACCGAAACCGAAGCUGAUGCUGCGGCCGGCGGCCGAUGCUACCGAGCCAACUCUUGUUUUUUGUAAGUUUACUGAUUGGUGAAAUGAUGUAAACUAAUCAAUGAGUUGUUGUAAUACAAUUUUUUUAUUUAUUUUUUCUUUUCUUUUACUCUUUUUGAGUUUUAUUAUCCAAUAUUGGAAGAAAAUUUACCUAAAUUGGAGAUUUAUUGAUGAAUUAAUGUUGUGAGAAAAAAAAAUCUUAAGAAAUGACCAAAUAUGUAGUAUGGUCUUUAGAUGUGUAUGGAAGUUAUCAAUUUUUAUUUU